Messenger RNA from Capsaspora owczarzaki ATCC 30864, 1971 nucleotides. RefSeq lists its product as hypothetical. Gene Ontology annotation, molecular function: monoatomic cation transmembrane transporter activity. Lineage: Eukaryota; Filasterea; Ministeriida; Capsasporidae. The coding region runs from base 1 to 1971 and encodes 656 amino acids. Gene Ontology annotation, cellular component: membrane. The transcript has 5 exons. The record is from RefSeq and is a predicted model, not a curated record. Gene Ontology annotation, biological process: monoatomic cation transport; transmembrane transport.
AUGUCGUGGAUUCAAGCCAAAAAUCUCUUCACACACGCGCUGUCCCCUCGCGAGCGCGCACGCCGUGCCAUCAUCCAGGCCUUCCGCGGCGGCAUCACGCAGCUCGUUGCAACGCGUCGCUGGCCGCGCGCCACCCUCGCGCACAUCCCGAGCAACGAAGACUCGUCCCAGGCGCACAAGGCCUACUUUGCCACCCAGCAGCAGCCGCUCUCGUCCACCAUGCAGACUGCAGCGACAAGCAUUCCUCACACCACCACCACCACCACCGCCGACCUCGACGCCGACGAGCAGGCACACCGCGCUGCCACCGAAGCGCUCCACGUCCAGGCCACACAGGCUGCACAGCGCAUCACUGUUGCUGGGCUUGCCCUGAACGUGACCCUGUCGACGGGAAAAAUCGUCGUCGGCACUCUGGCUCAUUCUGCCGCCAUGAUUGCAGACGCGGCCCACUCUUUUACCGACCUGGUGUCGGACUUUACCACGCUGGCAGCCGUGCGAUACUCUCGCCGCCCACCCAGCGCAGCAUUUCCAUUCGGCCUCGGCAAGCUCGAAACGGUCGCGUCACUUUUCGUGUCGGGCAUGCUCAUGGUCACUGGCGGCGGCUUGAUUGCCCACUCGCUGGACAUUAUUGCCAACCCCGCGCCUCCUGCGUCUGCGCUGUUGACCCAGCUCGCCCUUGGCACUGCAGUCGUGUCCAUUAUCAGCAAAGAGCUCAUCUACCGUGUGACCGUCCGGUUGGGCAACACGUUGAGCAGUCCUGCGCUGAUUGCCAACGCGUGGCACCACCGCAUCGACGCCUACUCGUCAGUUGUUGCUCUCGUCGGUAUUGGCGGCCAGGCGCUGUCUGUGCCGAUUCUCGACCCGCUGGCAGGCAUGCUGGUUGCCGCCAUGAUUUUCAGAACCGGCCUGAGCAUUGGCAAGGACAACAUGAAGGAGCUUCUUGAUGGUUCUCUCUCCCCCGAAGUCCUUGCCCACCUGUCUUCCGCGGUCGACACGGCAGCAGGGAGCGUCGCCGGUAGCGCGAGCCAUCUCCGUGGUCGUCACGCUGGUCCGUUCAUUGUCGCCGACGUUCGCCUGCUGCUACCCGCUCAUACCGAUCUUGCCGCUGCCCAACAGCGCGCCCACACGUUCCGCAACGAAGUGAUUGAGCGAGUUCCCCACUUGCGCGAGCUGUUGAUGGCCCUGUCUCAGCACAUUCGCGGGGCUGAUCUGUCCAAGCUGCACGCGUUCGUGGACUGUGCUGGCCAGUCCAACCACGACCAAGCGUCUCGCUACAUUCUCUACUCCAAGCUGACCGACGGACGCUCGGAGCACGCCGUGGACGAUGGCGCCAGCUGGACGCUCUGCAUGACGGACGGAUUUCAGGUAUGGACGGUCGACAUGACUCUCGCAGACGCGCAAGAGCACCGCGAUCUGUUCCAAGUCAGCUUUGAGCGGUACUUUCAACAUAUUCGCACAAGCAUGCUCACAAGUCAAGUCAAAGGAACGGUUUCGCCGGGUCGGGAUACCAUCCAACUCCAAUUGCCACCGCUGGGGAGCACCCCGCGCGAGGUUGGCAACGCAAUGACAGAGCCCGUCGUCCUCCAACUCAAUGCGGUCGAUGAAGGACGCGGACAAGUCCAUCUAGCAGAUAUGCUCAUGGGAAUCGCACAGCGCUGCAACGACGCCGUCAGGCGUGCAGACCGGGCGGACGCAGAUCUCGCUCGAGCCCGCGCUGGCGAAGGGUCUGGCGGCGGUCGGCACGGAGGAAGGUACCAUCGCCACACACGACCCGCUUCAGAAGCCUUCCGGGACGAUGACGAUGACAUGCUGCAGGCCAAAUCUGCGCGAGACAGCGCUGCCAGUGCUUCCGGCAUGGUGGCCCCUCCCAAGCGAAAACCCGGCUUUUCGCUGAUCAAUCCGUCUGUGCAACGGCGAACUGCUCGUGGUGUCAAGUUUGGAGCGAGUGGCGAUGACGGCGCGGACGAGUGA